UUUUUUUUUGUUAUUCAGUCUUCCUUUGAGAUAAAUCUUGAUCGCGUUUGUAUAAAGGCAGCUCAAUGCCUCGUGCUCCAUCCACUCUAAAACGUUUUAUCCCGAGAAACUUUUUGUUCGUUUCUUCUUCUUCCAUCCGAGAAAAAUCUCGGACAAAAAAAAAUUCCUCUGCUCAUUCAUUUUGUAUAGAGGAAAUAGCAUUCUAAAGACGAAACUAGUCUCCAGCUUUUGAUUUUUUGCUCUGUUUCUGUCUUUUGUAUUUUUUUCGUUUUGGCUGAAGAAGAAACUCAGGAGUCCAUAUUUAUAUACAAAAUGGGAGUGAAAGUAGCAACAACCUCAACCUUUCAUCAAUGGGUAGCUCAUCCCAUUGUUCAUCAUUCCUCUUCCCUUUCUCAAACCCUAGCUUCCUCCUCCUCCUCUGCCGUUUCAAGACGACGCAGCAUCGCAAACGACGGACGCUCUCUCUCCUGUCGUUCCGUGAUGCAUCCUUCUUCUUCUUCUUCUUCUUCUCCUCUCUUCUUCGGCACUCCUUCAACGACUAAUAAAACUCAGUUGAUCCGCAGAGGUUUUAGCGCAAACGUCGAUCCGUUUUCUGAGGAGGAGUUUUCGAAGAAGAUGCAAGAGCUUGCUCUUAAAUUCCAAGUCUCUAACGAGGAGGAUGACAACAACGAAUCACAUAAUAGUUCGAGCAUUGACAUCCUAGGGAGCCAUGAUCAUUUCAGAUCAUCAGAUUCAAUGGAACAACCAUGGCCAGAGAUGGUGCAAAUGUCAAGCAUCGAGAGGAAAGCAAACAGCGUUGAGCUUCCUCUUUCGCUUAGGAUCAUUAAGAGAAAGCUACAGAUGGAAGAAGGACUUAUCAAACAAGUCGGCGACUCAGCUUGUUGCUCUGUCAAGAAAGCUUUCUCUUCCAUGGUGUUUAUGAUUAGAGAGCUUCAGAGCUUCACGUUACACAUGAGAGAGCUUCUUCUCUUUGAGGAUUUACAAGGGAUCCUCCAACGUGUGAGAAAAGAGAUGCAAGCAUCUUUCGUUUGGUUGUUUCAACAAGUCUUCUCUGCUACUCCUACUCUGAUGGUCUCUGUUAUGAUCCUUCUCGCCAAUUUCACGGUUUAUUCUAUUGAGAGCAACUCUGCUUUAGCCGCAUCGGUUAGUCCUCCGAUGACCACCGUCUCUUUUAGCUUCGAGACGACGGAGGUUGGUGAGAUUCAGGAGACAAACCAGCACAAGUUUGAUUCUUCCAUGGUGAAAACAUUCUCUGUUUCUUCCCCCUACGGGAAAACAUCUUUUGUCGGUGGCGGCGGUGGGAACAACAUACCACCGCCGGUACAAAGCGGAACAGAGGGGGAUGGAUCUGAUCAAUUCAAGGAGUCUCAGUUUUCAUCUUCAUCUCUCGGUGCAACGAGUGCGGAUUCGGAUGUAUCUGUGUCAGGGCAAGAAGAGAUUAAACUGUGGAAUUCGAUCUUGGAGGAAACGGAGAAAAUGGAAACGUUGGAUCACGAGACGAUGAAAGGGAUGGUUUCUCCCGUGGAGGCUCGAUUAGAAGCAGAGGAGUCCAUGGAUUCCUUCAAGACGGAGCUUCUUUACCAAACAGGGUUGUCUCAAGAGCCUGAAAACGUGCUACUUCUUGCUAAUUACGCACAGUUUCUCUACUUAAUCAUCCAUGACUACGACAGAGCGGAAAAAUAUUUCAAGAGAGCAGCAAAAGCAGAGCCAGCAGACGCGGAGGCGCUGAACAAAUAUGCGACGUUUCUGUGGAGAGCAAGGAACGAUAUUUGGAGAGCAGAGGAAACGUACUUAGAAGCAAUCUCCGCCGAUCCAACCAACUCUGUCUACUCCGCCAAUUAUGCUCAUUUCCUUUGGAACACCGGUGGUGAUGAAACGUGUUUCCCUCUUGACGCUCCACCGCAACAGAACACCACAUGAAAACUGAGUCACACAACAAUUUGUGUAAUGUACAGUGUUUUUUUUUUUUUUGCCUAUACAAACUCAUGUCAUGUGGCAUUAUGGCAACUUUUUUGUUUUGUAAACAAAAAACUUUUGUUUAUAUAACGCGUACAUAUUUCGAGUUGUUGACUUUA
Molecule: messenger RNA, 2075 nt
Organism: Camelina sativa (false flax)
Lineage: Eukaryota; Viridiplantae; Streptophyta; Magnoliopsida; Brassicales; Brassicaceae
Molecular function (GO): protein binding
Source: RefSeq, a predicted model, not a curated record